AUGAAGUUCGCCAAGGAGCUCGAAGAGGAUUUGGUACCUGAGUGGAGGGCUAAGUACUUGAAUUAUAAGGCUGGCAAAAAGAAGGUGAAGGCAAUAUCGAGAGCACUUCGCCAUGCUGAGCAGCAAUCUCCUUCUGCCCAUCGUAGACGUCUCAGCCAUAUCUUCCGCCAUGAGGACCGUCCCACUGUCGAUUUUCCUCCGCCACGUUCCGGCUUUCGUCAAGCGUCUGCUGCCCGAGGACUGAAAUCUUUUACUCCCUUCCAACGGUCCGAUUCUGCCCUACAAGACCUAUCUCGUGGAAAAUUUGGGGCUACUCUCGAUGUUGGCAUCCAGGGACGACAGCCACUGAGCCCUCUAGGGUCCCGGUGUAAUGAGCCGACUGACGAUGACGGAAACAUUAUAGCCCCCGCCCCACAGCGUGUACCAGCUUCAAUCCUUCCCUCCCUGGAACUUCCAGACCCUGCCUUGGAAAUGGAAGACCCUCAUUUCCGUCCUGGAACUCUAACCCGGAGGAUACCGUGCGGCGACGUGGAUGGAACCCAAGCCUUAAACACUGUUGGGGAAGCUGGUAACGGAACGAUGGAAUUGAUAAAUCCUCAUAUCCAAAACUCUACCUCCAGCUAUCCCCGGGGAGCGAUCGAUAUAGUCCAGCCAAGUCGCCAUUCAGUUCCGAGUCGAGUACUCGGUAGCCCAAAAGCUCUGUUGAAGAAGGUGUUUACUUCUAGGACACAUGGUGACCAUUCAACAAUUCGUGGGCCUGUUGAUGCAUUUAUGGCACUUAGGCAUAGAGAAUCGGAAUUUUUUACUUUCUUGGAGAAGGAGUUAGCAAAAAUUGAAUCUUUUUAUCAUUUCAAAGAGAAAGAGGCCACUGAGCGGCUGGGAGUGUUACGAGCCCAGCUUCAUCUUAUGAGAGAUACUAGAGUUGGCGAGCUAAUGGCCAAUAAGCGGAAUGCAGAGGCUAAAACCCGGCUCAAUGUGGUUUCCGAGUCGGACGUUGGUGUUUCCGCACGGAAAUGGGGGGUUCCUCUGGGAAAUAAGCUGGGUAAAGCAAGGUCUAGAAAAACUUCAGAAGCCAUGGAGCAACUUGCAACUCCCUCGGGCCCGCUGCCUAUGUGUUCCUACCCUUAUGAGCAACGAGACUUCGUCCGCCGAGAAGAUCUAAAUGACGUUUCAUAUCGCUCUGCCAAAAGGAAACUGAAAGUUGCCUUGAUAGAGUUUUAUCGUGGUCUGGAGCUCCUCAAGGCCUAUGCUGACCUAAACCGAAAAGCGUUUCGCAAAAUGAACAAAAAGUACGACAAGGUUACCGCCGCACGCCCGGCUGGUCACUACGUUUCAGAGAAGGUCAACAAGGCAUGGUUUGUCCAAAGCGAAGUUGUUGAAAAUCACAUGGUGUCCGUCGAGGACCUUUACGCGCGCUAUUUUGAGAGAGGCAAUCGUAAGGUUGCCACUCGGAAACUUCGCAGCAAGACCUCAAGAACCUACGAUUAUUCUUCCAAUGCCUUUCGUAAUGGCUUGAUGUUCUCAGGAGGCGUCGUCCUUGGCGUUCAGGGUUUGACAUAUGCAGUGCACCUGUUGUUCCAUGGGAAUCCUCAAGUCCGCCUUUACACCGCUUACUUACUCCAGAUCUACGGCGGUUAUUUCCUCGCUCUCUUCCAUUUUCUUCUUUUUUGUAUGGAUUGUAAAAUUUGGGGUGCCAGCAAAAUCAAUUAUGCCUUCGUUUUUGAAUUUGAUUCUCGUCAUGUACUGGAUUGGCGUGAACUGUUGGAGGUACCCUGUCUUUUUGUCCUAUUACUUGGGAUAAUUCUAUUUUUAAAUUUCCGCUGGGUGAAUAGCUUAUACAUUUACUGGCCUAUUAUUCUAAUAGGCAUCACCCUGCUCAUUUUGUUUAUUCCCAUACCUUUAUUCUAUCAUCGAAGUAGAAGAUGGUGGGCAUAUUCAAAUUGGCGCCUUUUACUGGCGGGUUUCUAUCCUGUCGAGUUUCGAGACUUUUUCCUGGGUGAUAUGUACUGCUCCCAAGUAUAUGCUAUGAGUAAUAUUGCAUUAUUCUUCUGUCUAUAUAGCAAGGGAUGGGAUAACGCGCCAAGGUGCAAUUCCUCACACUCACGAGUCAUGGGCUUCCUCUCGACAGUUCCAUCUAUCUGGCGCUCCUUCCAAUGCCUCCGACGUUAUUUCGAUACUAGAAAUGUUUUCCCCCACAUUGCAAAUCUAGGAAAAUACUCUUUUUCAAUCCUCUACUACAUGACCCUUAGCCUAUACCGAAUUCAGAGAGUGGACCAGCCUCGGGCCAUCUUCAUAACCUGUGCUUCUAUUAACUCGGUCUAUGCCUCCAUUUGGGACCUUGCCAUGGACUGGAGUCUAUGUAACCCCUAUUCCAAGAACCGCUUCCUUCGGGAUUCUCUAGCCUUCCACAGUCACUGGGUGUAUUACUUAGCGAUGGCCAUUGAUCCAAUUCUCCGUUUCAACUGGAUAUUAUACGCCAUUUUCCCCCAUGGUUAUCAGCACUCGGCCAUCCUGAGUUUCUUCCUCGCGUUCUCCGAAGUAUGCCGAAGAGGAAUGUGGUCGAUUUUCCGCGUCGAGAACGAGCACUGUACGAACGUCUCACGGUUCCGGGCUUCACGCGAUGUCCCGCUUCCCUACGAAAUCCCCUCCCAAGCCAGGAUCUCAGUUGGGCGAUUGGAAGAGCAAAAUUUCCUCACACCGCAACUGAGUUUUCUGAGCAGUUCCCAAGCCGCGACAGAUGGCGAUGAGGAGAAUCAACCGGGCCCAAGUCCACAACGCAGGAUGCCAAGUUCACUGGAAAUCCCACGGACACUGUCUCGCGUAGGUACCAUGCUUGCAACGGCGCAUGCGCAAGAUUUUGAACGCAGAAAGCAGCCAGGGAUUCUGGAAAAUAGUUCCCAAGGCGAUCAUCCGACUUCACGACACGACAAAGAAAAUAGUAGUACCGAUGAAGAAGGAGGGGAUGUGGAAUGUGACGAAGGAAAACAUGAUGAGGAACAUGACUUUUGAGAUAUUGAACGCAUAUUUAUGAGGUCAUUUUCUUUCGUUCUUGCUUUUUGCUUUUCUCUCUCUCUCUUUUUUAAACUUUUGAAUAUUCUCAUGCCUUCCAAAAAAUACGAUGUUUGAUGCUAUAUAUUUACAUUUAUAGAUAGAUCUUUCUUACAUAAAAAUAUACCUAAGUUAACACAAGAAG
Messenger RNA from Histoplasma capsulatum G186AR, 3193 nucleotides. RefSeq lists its product as uncharacterized. Gene Ontology annotation, cellular component: plasma membrane; cytoplasm; Golgi apparatus. Gene Ontology annotation, biological process: phosphate ion transport; cellular response to phosphate starvation. Gene Ontology annotation, molecular function: inositol hexakisphosphate binding. The record is from RefSeq and is a predicted model, not a curated record. The coding region runs from base 1 to 3009 and encodes 1002 amino acids. The transcript is spliced from 7 exons. NCBI's taxonomy places the organism in Eukaryota, Fungi, Ascomycota, Eurotiomycetes, Onygenales, Ajellomycetaceae.